This is a messenger RNA of Camelina sativa (false flax), 1049 nucleotides long. RefSeq lists its product as uncharacterized. NCBI's taxonomy places the organism in Eukaryota, Viridiplantae, Streptophyta, Magnoliopsida, Brassicales, Brassicaceae. The record is from RefSeq and is a predicted model, not a curated record.
CUCAAAAUUUUCUCACCACAUUUUCCGAAGAAAACAAGAAAAAAGAAAAACCAAACCAAAACAACAAUGUCUGGAGGUGUCGGUCCAACGUACAACGACAUAACCUUACCAAAAGAAGAAGAAGAACAACAUCAACAAACCCAAACACCAUCCACCGGAAAAACCACCGGAUUCUUCUCAUUCCGGCAACUAAACAUCCUCGCAAUAGUCAUCGUUCUCUCCGCAAGUGGUCUCGUAACGAUCCAAGACUUCAUAUUCACGAUCCUCACUCUCAUCUACUUCUUCUUCCUCUCUAAACUCAUCUUCCCACCGCACAACAACCCGAGCCGCGACGCUCCUCUCAACGUUUCCGUUGUAGUUCNGAUCUUCCGUGUCUACGUAACGUCGGCGGGGAUCGUCGGGCUUUUGAUCCCGAUCUGUUACAUCUUCGAAGGAAUGUUCGAGGAUGAUAAGAGCGGUGUGAGCGCAGCUGCACCGCACGUGUUUCUUUUGGCGAGUCAGGUUUUUAUGGAAGGGUUGGCUGCCUCGUGUGGGUUCUCUGCUCCGGCGAGGAUCCUUGUUCCUAUUGUUUAUAACGCUAGGAGGGUUUUGACUCUUGUCGAGUGGAUUUUUAGUGAGUUCUCCAGGGAGUAUGUGAACGGGACGACGGUGUCUCCACGGCGGAUGUAUGCCGGAAAAGUUUUGGCGGCGGUGAAUUUGGGGAUUUGGUCGUUUAAUCUCUUUGGUGUUUUGAUUCCGGUUUACUUACCCAAAGCUUUUAAGAGGUACUACGGUUCUGAGAAGGAGAACUGACAAAACCCGGUUUAGUUUCGGUUCUAAUCAGAAGAAUUGAAACCCGGUUUAGUUCCUUCUUUUAGUUCUCCAUCACUUUCCCAGCUCUUGUUCUCUUUUUGUUUAAUCGGUCCGGUUUGGUUUUAGGAUUAAUCGUGAUCUGGAUGUAUUUUUCUUCUUUGUUCUGUAUACUAUUUUGAUGUUUUUUCUUUGAACAAGGUUCAUGUAGCUCUCAGUUCAUUAGAUUAAUAAUAACCAAAUCUAUGUUUCAAGAUUGA